AUGGGUCGCCAAGCUAGUGUUGCACGAAAUGACCUCGAGCACAUGCUAUCUCACGAAGACGAGCAGCCAAAGGCCUUUCCAUUAUCACUUUCGGAAGACAUCACAGAUGGUUUCUCUGAGAAGCGUCAAAUUGGCAGCGGUGGGUUUGCGGUUGUUUAUAAGGGAAUGCUUGAGAAUGGGACCGUUGCUGUGAAGAAGCUAUUUGAAAGGCUUGAUAUUCCUGAUAAUAAAUUUAAUGAAGAGAUUCGUUGUUUGAUGAAGGUGAAGCACAAAAACAUAGUAAAUUUUUUUGGAUAUUGUGCUAACAUACAAGGCGAAAUGGUAGGCUAUGAUGGAGAUUUUGUCAUGGCAGAUGUACGUGAAAGGGGGUAUAUUGCACCAGAGUUUCAUAGUGGGGACAUAUACACGAUCACAUACAAGCCGGACAUAUAUAGUCUUGGUGUCAUAAUUAUAGAGAUGCUGACGGGAAAGAAGUGGUACCCAACAUAUCCUGAUGUUGAUAAUGUAGAAAGGACGUUGGAAAAUCUGGAUGAUUACACCAUCAACCCGCUUAUUAGGAUGAAUAAUGGGGCAGCUAAGAAACUUCGUGCGGCCAAGGAAUGUCUCAAUGAUAAUCCUCACAUCAUUUCAAUCGAAUCUGGUCCAUCUAUGUCUGCUGAGGAAUGUAACCUUCAAAACGCUCUCCAAUUCAUUAAGGAUGAUCCCGUGGGAGUGAUUGGAAUAUGGGGUCCAGGUGGAGUGGGAAAACACACCUUGUUUCGUAUUAAGAACGCACUUGAUGGAGACAUAACCUUCAAUCAUGUCAUACGAGUGACAGCUUCAAGGGGGUGUUCAGUGGAAAAGAUCCAAGCUGACAUUGCAUGCCAACUCAAUUUGAAGAAUGAUGUUAAUGCUAUUUUUGACUUCUUAAAGAAGUCAAACUUUCUUGUCUUGUUGGAUGACCCUUGGGACCAAAUUGAUCUGCAAGCAACUGGCAUACCAUAUCCCCUUGGAAGUACAAAACAUAUUCGGAGAAAAGUGGUGCUCACAACAAGAUCGAGAAAAGUUUGUGGUCAAAUGGAGGUGAGGAAAGAGUGCAAAGUAGCUUGCCUGCAAGAGGAUGAGGCAUGGCAGCUAUUCCAAGAUAAGGUCGGACACGAAACUCUAUCUUGUCCUCGCAUUGAAGCACUUGCAAGAGAACUUGUGCAGGAAAUGAAAGGCUUGCCAUUAGCUUUGAUAACGAUUGGAUGGGCAAUGUAUGGCAAAAUUGAUACGGCUGAGUGGGAAUAUGCCAUCCAACAUAUGAAACGGUCAUGUUGUGAUAGUGAUGACCUACUUGAUAUGGAAAGAGCCGUUUUCAGUCGGGUCAAGUUUAGUUUUGAUAGUUUACGAAACAACAGCUUGAGGUAUUGUUUCUUGACUUGUGCACUAUGGCCAGAGGAUGAGAUGAUUCCCAAAUUAAGGCCUCGUUCGCUUGCUCGAUGCUGGAUUGGCUUAGGCCUAGUGGAUGAGUCAGAUAUACAAAGUUGUUACACAAAAGCAUACAGUCUGAUGGGUGAACUUUCAGCUGCAUGUUUAUUAGAUGGUUGUGGAGAACUAUAUGAUUCUGUUAUAAUGCAUGAUGUGGUUUGUGACAUGGCUUUAUGGAUCUCUUGCGGCUGCGGGAAGAACAAUGGCAAAUGGUAUGUCCGCGCAGCAGUUGGUCCGAACGAAAAUUUCAGCAUCCCUUGGAGGCAAGUUGAAUGUGUCUCACUGAUGAAGAACCGUUUGUCGAAACUUACUCAUGUUGGCUCUAACCCUCGUCAUAUGAGGAUGUUAUGCCUUGGAAACAACAUGUUGCGUGAAAGCAUAAUAAUUGAAGUAAUUAAGAAAUUCACGUCACUGACAUAUCUAGAUUUGCACUCGAACGACCUGAAGGGAAUACCUGAAGAAUUAUGUUCCUUGGCAAAUUUGGAGUACCUGGAUUUGCCGGAUAAUGAUGGUAUAAAUGAAGUGCCUCUCUGCUUUGGAAACCUAAUUAAGCUCAAGUUCUUGUACCUAGAAUCAACUGGCAUUAUAAGGAUACCGGAGGGUGUCAUAUCUAGCCUUCAAGCAUUACAAGUAAUGGACUUCAGAACCUAUCAUUUAUGUCCAGUUGGUGUGGGCCUUCUUCGUAGAAUCCUUCGAGAGUUGGGCACCCUACGCCACUUGAAAGCAGUUGGUAUCAUUGCCAUGGGUUUUCCUCAGUAUAUAUCACUAAGGGGAAGCGACAAUCUCCCCGUCAGAUAUUUAAAUCUACGAAGACUUGAGACACGUGCCCUCUACUUCUCUAAAAUUCUAUCACAUGAGUUUGCACCAAGGACCUUGUAUGAACUGCGAAUUGACAUGUGCGCCAUGGAGGAAAUAAUAUUUGGACGCGAGUUGGCACAACCAUAUUGUUGCUUUCGUAUUCUCAAUCAGCUCAGUUUGGUACAUUUGGACGACUUGAAAGAGAUAACUUGGAUGGAAACAUCUCCAGCAUCUCUAUUUCCCAGGCUAGCUUGUUUGAAGGUGCAAUCCUGCGGAAAGCUAAACCACCUCUCCUGGGCCAUGUAUCUGCCUUGCCUCGAACAACUCGUGAUAGGUGGCUGUAAUGGGAUGCAACAAGCAUUUAUGAAGCCCCAUGGUGAUAACAAGUGCAGCGAACAAGAUAGUUUGAAAACAUUUUCCUGCCUCAAAUAUCUGAGAUUUUGGGGGUGCAAAUCACUCGUCAGUAUUGGGGAUCCUGAUGUGAUAUUCCCAUCCCUAGAGCGACUGGAGCUUCGUGAUUAUAGAGAAUUCUUCAGGCUUCCUUUCAAGACGGACAGCUUGCCACGAAAACUGAAGGUACUAAAGAUUUUUAGUAAGACCUGGGAAAGAUUGGAACUGGAAGAAGGUGUCAAAUCUUUCCUGCAACCCUGGCGACUCGGGGGCGAUCCCAUCUUUCGCCGCCCGCCUCCCCUCAUCCCCCUUCUGUCCCUCGCCGCCGCCGGAGAUGGCCGCCGGCAAAGCCCGGCGUGGACGCCGGGGAAGGUGGCGGCGGGGAUCUCGGCGCCCGGAUCGAUCUCGUCGGCCUGCGGGCCGGAGUAUCGCAUCGGUGGCCUGCGGAUCCUUGGGCGGCGGCCCUAUUGGCGAGGCGGCGGCGGCUGGAGACGUCUGCAGGCGACGCUGGCCAGCGUACUCGGCCGCACGGGUGGCGGGUCGCUGGUGGAACCCGGCCAUGGCGCGGUUCUCCGUUGCGUCUGA
Molecule: messenger RNA, 3222 nt
Organism: Triticum aestivum (bread wheat)
Lineage: Eukaryota; Viridiplantae; Streptophyta; Magnoliopsida; Poales; Poaceae
Product: probable disease resistance protein At1g61300
Exons: 8
Coding region: 1-3222 (1073 amino acids)
Biological process (GO): protein phosphorylation
Molecular function (GO): protein binding; ATP binding; protein kinase activity
Source: RefSeq, a predicted model, not a curated record